This is a messenger RNA of Maylandia zebra (zebra mbuna), 2107 nucleotides long. NCBI's taxonomy places the organism in Eukaryota, Metazoa, Chordata, Actinopteri, Cichliformes, Cichlidae. The record is from RefSeq and is a predicted model, not a curated record.
CCCCUCCUAGGGGGCGGGCCCCACACUUUGGGAAGGUCUGCCUUAAGAUAUGAUGUAAUAUAUCCGCUCUGGCUGCUGCUGCUUGCUUUUACAGCUGGACUUUGAACCUAAUCACCUCAUCUAAGUAUUAUAAGUGCUGUAGGAGUCAAGCUGUGUUUUAUUAACCAGCAUAGUGUAACAGUUAGUGUAACAGUAGAUGAUGUUUAACACUUUUACAGCUGUACUUUGAACCGAAUUAUCCCAUCGAAGUAUUACAUGGGCUGUGAGAGUCAAGCUUUUGUGCUGCUUUUGUGUUUUAUUAACCAGUCUAGAAGUUGAGCUGAUUCACAGUGUUGCUGCGCUUCUUCAUUGUUUCGUGUGAACUCUUCUCCGUGAAGGAUCAACCUGUGUAAGUUCACUAACGUAAAGCAGAGUUACUUUCGUCAUGCAGCUGGUGAUCCGUCGGUACCGUCCUGCAGACAAGGACACAGUGCUCACCCUCUUCAGUACUGGCACCUUGGAGCAUAUCCGUCCAUGUUUCUAUAACGCCAUGACCAGUCCCCUUUACCUCACCAUCACCUCGACUCUGUGUGUUGUUGGUUAUCUCCUUGGCUCUGUGUUUGGGGCUGUGCUGUUCCCAGCAGCUUGGGUAGGUCUCAUCUACUGCUGCUGUCAUGAAGUAUAUGCAUACUACGUCAGGUAUAAACUUCGCACCGACAUGCAGGACAUCCCUGGGAACUUCCUCAGCAGACCUGAUGACUGUUUCUGGGUGGCUGAGGCUGAGGUUGGAGCGAGAGCCCAGGUUGUUGGUAUGGUGGCUGUGGUAGCUAAACACAGUGGGACAGAAAAGUAUGGGGAAAUGUUCAGAAUGAUCAUUUUCCCACAGUAUAGACGGAUGGGCCUCGGCUUUAGGUUGACUCAGACCGCGGUUGACUUCUGUAAAGAACGGGGCUUCUCCAAGGUGGUGUUGGAGACUAGCUCCACCCAAAUGGCAGCUGUGGCCCUGUACAGCAAAGUGGGGUUUAACCGUGUCCAGUCUCAUAUCAAAGCACAGGCAGCUCAUUGGAUCAUUUCACUGGCCAGGGUCACUAUUAUAAGGAUGGAAAAAUACUUGUAAAUGUAAAAUAACACUCAUCAGCAAUGUGUUGUUUUCAUGCUUGGCUCCUCUUUAACAGUGGUUUAAUAUUUGGCAAUGGUUAAACUUGACUGUAACCAAAACCCUCUGGUUUAGGUGUGAAAAAAUGCCAAAUUUGAUGUACACUGUAGGACUCUAUGAACAGAUAUGAAUGUAAGGAGCAAGAUGUUGUUACUAAAAACUUUCUGGUUUCCUCCCACUACACCAUGAUUCACUAACAGUUAAUCCUUACAAUGUGUACUUUUCAGUGAUGAUUUCACAUAAUCAGUUGUACUGACCACUUUUAACUGUUUUAAUUAAUAAAUUAUUUUUAUUUAAAAAAAAAAAAAGAAAGGGAAAAAAAAUACGUUUCAAAAUCUCCGUAUACGCCCACAGGCGUUAGUAGUUGUAACAAAUAGUGUUUGAAAAUUCAUCAUUCUUAUUAUGCGAGAGAUAACGUCUAAUGUAUAAUGUCUAAAUGUUUUUCUAUUAAUUACCAAUAUUUGGAGAAACAUUUUAAAAUACAGUACACACAACAUAUUGUAAGCACAUGAUACAAAGUAUGUAAAAAUCUUAAUAACAAGGAUUUUAAUUUGCUUAUGAAAUGAAGAUUUGAUUUUUAAAUUCAGUAUGUUGUACCCAAAUCUAUACUGUGGAUAUGGAUGUGAACAGCAGAGGGCGCUACUGACCUGAGUAACACUGAAGCUCCUUUGAUGAAAAUAAUUUAUUUCUGAUAUUAUACAGCAUUCACUUCCUUUUCUACAAGGAAGUAUUAGAUGUUUAAAAUAUAACUGCACCAUAAACAGUGCUGGAAAGUAAAUACAGUACAUUUGCUAAUAUGCCGUUUAAACUCAAGUUUUACAUCUAGAAUAUGUUGUGAUUGGCUAUGAUGCAGCAUGUGAAACAAUAACAAAUGAGCUAGUGCACGGCAGUUCAUGGGUAAUCAAAAUCGUUUGAAACUCACUGACUGCUGUAGAUGCUGUGCAUUAAAACUUCCAACAUUUUAAAAUAUGA